GUCCUGAGACAGGAAGACAAAGCUGAAGCUAUGUCUGGCCACAUUGAUCAGUUUCUGAUAGCCACAUUCAUGCAGCUAAGGCUUAUCUACAACACACAUAUGGCAGAUGAGAAAUUGGAGAAGGAUGAGAUCAUCAAGUUGUACAGCUGUAUCAUUGGCAACAUGAUUUCGCUAUUUCAGAUAGAGAGCCUGGCCCGGGAGGCCUCCACAGGAGUACUGAAAGAUUUGAUGCAUGGCCUCAUCACCUUAAUGCUGGAUUCUCGAAUUGAAGAUCUAGAGGAAGGACAACAGGUGAUUCGCUCUGUGAACCUCUUGGUGGUGAAAGUUCUGGAGAAGUCAGACCAGACCAACAUCCUGAGUGCGCUACUUGUUUUGCUCCAAGACAGCCUGCUAGCAACAGCCAGUUCUCCUAAAUUCUCAGAACUUGUUAUGAAGUGUCUCUGGAGAAUGGUUCGACUAUUGCCCGACACCAUCAACAGCAUUAACCUGGACAGAAUUCUUCUGGACAUCCACAUUUUCAUGAAGGUCUUCCCCAAGGAGAAACUGAAGCAAUGCAAAAGUGAAUUUCCCAUAAGGACCCUAAAGACCCUGCUGCACACAUUAUGCAAAUUAAAAGGACCCAAAAUCCUAGACCAUCUCACAAUGAUUGACAACAAGAAUGAAUCUGAGCUGGAGGCCCACCUCUGCCGCAUGAUGAAGCACAGUAUGGACCAGACCAGUAGCAAGUCUGAUAAGGAGACAGAAAAGGGAGCUUCGCGAAUAGAUGAAAAAUCAUCAAAAGCCAAAGUGAAUGAUUUCUUAGCAGAGAUUUUUAAGAAGAUUGGCUCCAAAGAGAACACUAAGGAGGGCCUAGCAGAGUUAUAUGAAUAUAAAAAGAAAUACUCAGAUGCCGACAUUGAACCAUUUUUGAAAAAUUCCUCACAAUUCUUUCAGAGUUAUGUUGAAAGAGGACUUCGGGUGAUUGAGAUGGAGAGGGAGGGUAAAGGCCGUAUUCCCACUUCAACAGGCAUCUCCCCUCAGGUGGAGGUCGCAUGUGUGCCCACCCCCACAAGCACAGUAUCCUCCAUAGGCAAUACUAAUGGAGAAGAGGUAGGACCAUCUGUCUAUCUGGAAAGGCUAAAAAUCCUCCGACAGCGAUGUGGUCUGGACAACACAAAGGAUGACCGACCUCCACUGACCUCUUUGCUCUCCAAACCAUCAAUUCCUCCGGUCGCCUCUUCCACAGACAUGCUCCACAGCAAGCUCUCCCAGCUGCGGGAGUCGCGAGAGCAGCACCAGCACACAGAUAUGGAUUCCAACCAGACCCACUCUGCAGGAACUGUGACCUCCUCCUCCUCCUCCACAACUAAUAUUGACGACUUGAAAAAGAGACUGGAGAGAAUAAAGAGCAGUCGCAAAUGAAGCUGCCCAUCCCCCAGAACCCUGCAGCUUUAGUUUACUAAACUAGAAUUCCUAUAGUGUGAAGUGGCCAAGGCAGGCCUAGUGUACACAAACUGGUUGUAAGUAUCUGACUGUGGAUGGGGUUGGAGCAGUAGCGGCACAGGUCUGUAUGUGCUCUGCUUUUCCCCAUUGGCAACCACCUCUAGAAGACUGUCUGUGGAUUAGGUUAGUGUACAGACUUUUAAACAGCUGCCCCCUCAGCUCAGACUAGGUUCCAUAUCCUUUUUCUUUUGUUUUAUUUUUAAUUGCUCAUUUGUAAAAUUGUCCUAAUCUUUCCUAUCUUUUAACUAUUAGAAACUCUUUAAUAGUUUUCCUUUGAGUUUGUGAGAUCUUCUCUCUGUAGCCCUGAAGGGUCACUGUAUUCUGUAUGAAUGCAUGGCAUGAAACAACUAA
Messenger RNA from Castor canadensis (American beaver), 1833 nucleotides. The record is from RefSeq and is a predicted model, not a curated record. Lineage: Eukaryota; Metazoa; Chordata; Mammalia; Rodentia; Castoridae.